UCUCCGAGUGGCUAUGCGGAGGCGCAAACAUGGCGGAGGCAGGCCCUGCUGCCAGUGAACUGAACGAGGGGCUGGCGCCCGCGGCCGAAGCACUAGUAGCGGCCCGGGAGCGGAGCAGACGCUUCUUAAGCGGCCUAGAGCUGGUGAAGCAGGGUGCCGAGGCGCGAGUGUUCCGCGGCCGCUUUCAGGGCCGCGCGGCCGUGGUGAAGUACCGCUUCCCCAAGGGCUACCGACACCCGGCGCUGGAGGCGCGGCUCGGCCGGCGACGGACGGUGCAGGAGGCCCGGGCGCUGCUCCGCUGUCGCCGCGCAGGAAUAUGUGCCCCGGUUGUCUUUUUUGUGGACCAUGCUUCCAACUGCUUAUUCAUGGAAGAAAUCGAAGGCUCAGUGACUGUUCGAGAUUAUAUCAAAUCCACUAUGGAGACUGAAAAAUCUCCCCAAAGUCUCUUUGCCUUAGCCGAGACAAUCGGACAGGUUUUGGCUCGAAUGCACGAUGAAGACCUCAUUCAUGGUGAUCUCACCACGUCCAACAUGCUCCUGAAACCUCCCCUGGAACAGCUGAACAUCGUGCUCAUAGACUUCGGGCUGAGUUUCGUUUCAGCACUUCCGGAAGAUAAGGGAGUUGACCUGUACGUGCUAGAGAAAGCCUUCCUUAGUACCCAUCCCAACACCGAGACUGUGUUUGAAGCCUUUCUGAAGAGCUACUCCGCCGCCUCCAAAAAGGCCAGGCCAGUGCUUAAAAAAUUAGCUGAGGUGCGCCUGAGAGGGAGAAAGAGGUCCAUGGUGGGGUAGAAGAAUUCUGUGUGACGACCACAGAUGGUUAAGCUGUUCACAGUAACUUUGAAGGAAUGCUAUGAAUAUGAGAUUCGACCUAAAUAAAGGUGGUGGGAUAUUUUUA
Balaenoptera acutorostrata (minke whale) is the source of this 897-nucleotide messenger RNA. It is a transcript of the gene TP53RK, whose product is annotated as TP53 regulating kinase. The transcript is spliced from 2 exons. Gene Ontology annotation, molecular function: ATP binding; protein serine/threonine kinase activity. The record is from RefSeq and is a predicted model, not a curated record. Gene Ontology annotation, cellular component: cytosol; EKC/KEOPS complex; nucleus. The coding region runs from base 30 to 791 and encodes 253 amino acids. Gene Ontology annotation, biological process: protein phosphorylation. NCBI's taxonomy places the organism in Eukaryota, Metazoa, Chordata, Mammalia, Artiodactyla, Balaenopteridae.